Molecule: messenger RNA, 826 nt
Organism: Suillus paluster
Lineage: Eukaryota; Fungi; Basidiomycota; Agaricomycetes; Boletales; Suillaceae
Exons: 3
Coding region: 308-826 (172 amino acids)
Biological process (GO): cellular response to biotic stimulus
Source: RefSeq, a predicted model, not a curated record
CUCGCAGCUCGCUGCACUCGUCCUCGCUGUCCUAUUGAUCCUCAACCGCAUCCUUCCUUAAGUUCUCUUUGUAAACUGCGAGUCUGUGACAGCCUCGACACCUAUAGCUACCUCUUCUCCCUUCUCCUCCUCCUCAUCGCAUUCCCAACAACCAGUCGCAAACUGGACACCAUCCAGCAUGUACCGUCGUCGCAAGAACGUGAAGUUCCUUACGCUCGGCAGACCUUGAGGACUACUACAUAGUAUACUGUAUAUCACCGCCGACGACCCACAACUCAAGGAACAAUAUCACGGCAACACCGUCAAGAUGCCAAUGCAGGUCUUCCACGACGCGUACUUUGAGGGAAAGAUCGAUCUUAACCAAGUCUUGACGGCCCUAGGGACAUCAUGGAGAAACGCCACGAUUGGUUGGUCAUGGACUCCAGAACUCUUUGAAUACGUCUUCAUGAACUUUCUCCCCGAGAUCAUCAUUACUCCUAGUCCCAAGACGAAGAAUAGGUCUAUGACCGUCGAGCAAUCUUCUAAUAUUUUCAUCGCUCUACUCAGUCAAACUAGGCAGCGCUUAACCAAGCUUUCUUUUCCUCACGGGCAUGACGGGUUCCUUGACCCACGCAUGAUCUACACCUCCGUGAUCAUCGCCAACGCUAACAAGGCCUCGAAGACCUCCAGGACAACAAACUCUGCCUCCUCUACUGGUGUCUCGUCUCCCUCACCUCUUCGCAUCCUGCUCAACACUCACCCCCAUUCUUCACUGAAGUAUACGGACACGACCCCCCGUUCAGCGCAUAUGGUCCGUUCUCCAAAUAGCCGGACGUCUGAUUGCUAG